UUUCUCUUCAAGUUCUUUUUCUUGUCUUAUCUUUAAUAAGAAUAUGAUAAAAGUCUUCAAUACAUUCUAAUAAUAUGGAUGUCAUCGAAAACCUGGGUAAAUGUGGGAAAGUAUAUUUCCAACUGUUCAGGAAUAAUGACGUUAGUAAAUAAUCUCAUUAGGAAAUGGAAGAAACAGUCACAUUGAGCUGUUUCCUACUUCAGGGCUUUUGCAGUUGCUGUCCCCUUUUUCUGAAAUGUUGUUACUCCUUCUCAUAGCUCAACAUCCAGGUCUCAGCUCAAAUGUCACCUUCUUGGAGAGGCUUUCCUGCUUCAGUUUAAUUCUCCCACCACAACUUUGCUGCAUAUCCCAUUACUUAAUUUCCAUUAAACUGUAAACAUUCCUUAGUUUAAAUUUCUUCUUAGCAUGUAUCAUGACCUGAAGUCACUUAUUUGUCACUUCUGUUCUGGUUUAUUUAUCUCCCCAGCUAGAUUGUGAACUCCAAAGAGUGGGGACCUUGUUGGUCUUUUUCACCACUAAGAUUAGUGCCCAAUGGAUGUGGAAGGAAAGUGAGAAAGCAAAAUUGUCAUACUUAUGAGAACAAAACAACUUAAUAGGUAGAUUUUUUGGGAACAGCUUGAGGGAGUAGAGCAUUCAAAAUUCAAUUAAAGUAGAAACAUUGCUGCAGUGCGCUACCCUUGGUAUUUGAUUUGUAAUUGUUCAUCCAAAGUGCUGCUUGUUACGAGUUGUGAUUGUCAAUAUCAUAACUUUGGGAACUGAGGCAGGUAGUACCUAGGGGAUGCUCUUUUCCAGACUUCAGAACCUUGGCAUCAAACACACUUCUGUCAUACCAGUUAUAUUAGGAUGUUUUGGCUUCAAAGUAUUAAAAUAUUGACUCUAACUGGGCCAAAGCAUAAGUCUCAUGGGAGGACUGGAUCAGGAUUUGUUGUUUCACCAGUACAAAAUGCCAUCAAAAACUUAAGUUCUCUCCAUCUCUGUGUUCUGCCAUCAUUGGAUGUCAUCCUAUCCAGGCAGGGCAAUGUCUGAGGAAGACGAGAAUGCUGCCUUUCUUUUCCUGAACUUGCCCCAGCAGCCUUCCUCUAGGAUCUCAUGGACUAUUUUUGGGUACAUAUCCAUUGUUGAACUAGUCAUUGGUGAGGGAAUGAGAUUAUGCACAACAAUCAGGCUUGACCCUGAGCUGGAGGGUUGUAUCCUUUUCCCAUGAGGUAUGUGGACCGCUUGGAGGAAUGGCAAGCAUCUGAACAAAAUUGAAGUUCUUUUGAGAAGGGAGAAGGGGUGGGGGAAGUGCUGUAUAUUUCAUCUAUUGUUGCUGUGUUUGGAAGCAGUAGCUAAUGAUUUUGUUAAAACUUUUUCUCCUAAGUUUUAUACUGUUUGGUCUGAUGGGUAAAGAUUGGUCAAGAUACUAGAGGUUGAUGAGCAGACUGGAGACCCAUGCAGUUACAAUUCUUUGGAUUAAAUCCAAGCUUCUGCUCAAAAGUUUAAGGAGGAACUCCUGUUUCAGUAUGCGGUAGCUGCUGCUAAUCAAGAGGGAAACCCAGAGGGAAAGGCUCAAUUGGGCUCCUCUUUCAGCUGUUUUAAUCCCGUGCCCUGUCUUUAGAGAAGUGCAGUCUCUUCUGUAGAACCCAUCUCAUUUCACGUGCUUCUUUAUUGCUUUAUCCUAUCCUUCUUCUUCAAAGUCUAAGAAAAAAGUUUAGGGAUAGUUUGGGAAGUUGAAAGAGGAAGAGAGUGAGUUGUUAGAAUGGAGGGAGUGGGCAGCAUUCCAUUUCUUGUUCACUUCUGCUAUAUGCUGUCUUCAUAAUGAUCAAAGUAAUUUUUGCCUUUUAUCUAAUUCUUUGCUUGGAGCUUUUUUAUGUCCCAUGACAGGUUAAGAACAGAAUAGAUGAGAUAAUGGGAAUGAAGAUAUGUUCAAAACUCCACAGCCUCUAUGCUAUUACCAAUUACAACAUAUAAUGUGGCUGAAAUGCAAGGGGAUAUCAAGCCAGAAAAUAUCUUGAGAGUCUGAACUGAAGAGUUUUUGUUCUAGAAAUAUACUGAUCAUCCUUGGCUUCUCCUCUAUCAUGGCUGUGAUUGCUUUGAUCGCUGUGGGGCUGACCCAGAACAAACCAUUGCCAGAAAAUGUUAAGUAUGGGAUUGUGCUGGAUGCAGGCUCUUCUCACACGAGUUUGUACAUCUAUAAGUGGCCAGCGGAAAAGGAGAAUGACACAGGGGUGGUGCACCAGAUAGAAGAGUGCAAGCUGAAAGGUCCCGGAAUCUCAAGAUAUGCUCAAAGAUUAAACGAAAUAGAUGCUUAUCUGACUGAAUGCAUGGAAAGAGCCAGUCAAGUGAUUCCAAAGUCCCAGCACCAAGGGACGCCUGUUUACCUGGGAGCUACGGCAGGCAUGCGGUUGCUCAGGAUGGAAAAUGAACAGUUGGCAGACAAAGUCCUGAGUGUGGUGACCAAGAGCCUCAACAACUACCACUUUGACUUCCAUGGUGCUAGAAUCAUCACUGGCCAAGAGGAAGGUGCCUAUGGCUGGAUUACUAUCAACUAUCUGCUGGGAAAAUUCACUCAGAAACUGAGUUGGCUCAACCUGAAGCCAAAUGGAGGCAAUUCUCAGGGAACCUAUGGAGCUUUAGACCUUGGGGGAGCCUCUACACAAAUCACUUUUGUGCCCCAAAACGAGAGGAUUGAGUCUCCAAGCAACGCUCUGCACUUUCGCCUCUAUGGCAAGGACUACAGCGUGUACACGCACAGCUUCUUAUGCUAUGGGAAGGAUCAAGCGCUCAGGCAGAAACUGGCCAAGGACAUUCAGGGUACAAAUGGAAUCCUCAGGGACCCAUGCUUUCACCCUGGAUAUGAAAUAGUAAUGAAUGUAAGUGAACUUUACAGUGGCCCCUGCACCAAGAAAUUUGAGAUGACUCUUCCAUUCGAUCAGUUUCAAAUCCAAGGCACUGGAAACUAUCAACAAUGCCAUGAAAGCAUCCUUGAACUCUUCAACACUAGUUACUGCCCUUACUCCCACUGUUCCUUCAAUGGGAUUUUCUUGCCACCACUUCACGGGGAUUUUGGGGCAUUUUCAGCUUAUUACUAUGUGAUGGAGUUUUUAAACUUUACAUCGGAGGAAACCCCUACUCAGGAAAAGGUGAUCGACAGUAUGGAAAAGUUCUGCUCUCAGCCUUGGAAAGAGCUGAAGGCAUAUUUUGGUGAUGUGAAGGAGAAGUACCUGAGUGAAUAUUGCUUUUCUGGAGCCUAUAUCCUCUCUCUCCUUCUGAAUGGCUAUCAUUUCACAGCUGAUUCCUGGAAGAAUAUUCAUUUCAUGGGCAAGAUCCACAGCAGCAGUGUCGGUUGGACUCUGGGCUACAUGCUGAACCUGACCAACAUGAUCCCCGCUGAGGAGCCGCUGUCCACACCUCUCUCCCACUCCACAUAUGUCUUCCUCAUGGUCCUCUUCUCCCUGAUCCUGGUUGCAGUGGCCAUCAUAGGCUUGUUUAUCUUUCACAAGCCUUCGUAUUUCUGGAAAGACAUGGUAUAGCAGGAGCAGCUGAAAUCUGCUGGCUGGAGAAAAAAACUUGCCCAGGGAGCAUUUUCCUCCACAGUGGUGUACAAAGUCAUCCCUCCUUGCUCACCAAGGCCAGUCUUGACCAGCACGGAGCUUCCCUGGCUUUUGCUGCAGCCUUUCCAUGGGAGGUAUUCACCACCACCUGCCUCAAGGACUACCCUGCAGACGUCGUCUCUUUUGUGAGUCCUUCCCAUCUCCCCUUUUCUCUUUUGUACUCUGUGCUUGUGUAGGUCUGGAAGACCUGCUGCCUUUCAUGAUCUUAGCUCUAUAAAAGAACAAUCCUGACUUUGUCCUGAAGAACUGAGGGUCCUGCAUCCUGCGCUGGGAAGCUGUGCUGGCUAAAAGAAUCUCAGGAACCGGUUCAGCUGUACUCACAAAGACCCUUUCUUUCUCCUGUUGCCCAUUUAUUAAGAACGCCAUACAAUGCCUCUGGAGAGGGCAAACACACAUCUCAUUCCCAGCCUGCUGUUUGCACAGGAGAAUUUUCUAGACGAGACAAAUAUGUGCUAGAGCCAAAGAGUCUCGCAAGGGAAUUUAUGUGCUUGUGUAAUUAAUACAAUACUUGAGCCAAUCCAAAACAGGGAUGUGGAUGAGUUACAUGUUCCUCGGUGAUGCCAAAAUGCUACAGAACAGGACCCCCAGACCAGAGAUUUUUUUUUAAAAGCUGAUGUGACAUAUAAGCAUUCAGAUAUAAGGGCAUACUACAUGGUAGGUAAACAUGUCAGGAAGAAAAAUACAAUUACAAUGAAGAAUUUGGAAAAUGCAGCCUUCAGUGUAUCUAUUGGGCUUUUAUUUUUAUUGUAAUAAAAAUACAUAUAACAUGGAGUUCACCAUUUUAAUGUGUACAAUUCAAUUGCAUUUAGCAUAUUCACAGUGUUGUGCAACCAUCACCACUAUCUAAUUCCAGAAUAUUUUGCCCACCCAGAAAUUAGCUGGAGACAAGACCACCCCUGGGUGGGUUCAAACCAUCAACCUUCUAGUUAAUAGCCAAAUAUGCUAAUCAAUUGCACCACAAGAUGCCCACUGAGUUUUAAAGCCACUCCAGGCCUUACUGUCACAGGGUUUAAUUUAGUGAGAGCUACAGCAUGCCUUUUCACUGCCAUGGCAUUUACUCAUCAAAGUGUGCCAGGAACCAGGUCUGAAAGUGUUGUUGCCACUCCUGUCACACAAGAAUGGGAUCUCUUUACUUAUUCCAUGGACUAUUUUGUGGGAGAAGCAGCAGCUAUGGGCCUUGUCACAUAAACGUGAAGAGACCCUGUACCUUCUUCCUUUAAUGACUGCUAUAAGAGUUACCUGUUGAGUAGCGUGGAGUGGUGAUGUGUUACUCUGACGUUGUCCCAAGCUCCCAUCUCUGGAUCUGGGGACGACUGUUGAGCUGAUGCAGGGAGGAGGUGGGGUGGGGGAGGAAAAGCUUUCCCACAAACUGGAAGCCAAAUGCCCUUAUAUGUCUUGGAUAACUAAGUCAUUUUUUUUACAACAUCCAGGUGAAUACAAGCUUAAUAAAACUGAGAACAGGAACUUUCUCUUUUCUGCUACUCACAGUUGAACUUGUUGUACUUUGAUUAGGAAUAAGAAGCCAAGUUUGGGCACGUUUAAACUCUUUUUAUUAGAAGUGGCUCUGUUGUCACAGCUAGUAUUUAUGGAGCAUUUGUUGU
Molecule: messenger RNA, 5194 nt
Organism: Panthera uncia (snow leopard)
Lineage: Eukaryota; Metazoa; Chordata; Mammalia; Carnivora; Felidae
Gene: ENTPD1
Product: ectonucleoside triphosphate diphosphohydrolase 1
Exons: 10
Coding region: 2058-3512 (484 amino acids)
Biological process (GO): nucleoside diphosphate catabolic process
Cellular component (GO): plasma membrane
Molecular function (GO): UDP phosphatase activity; GDP phosphatase activity
Source: RefSeq, a predicted model, not a curated record